AUGCAACUUUACAGCGGCAGCGAAGAGGGCAUCCCUCGGCCGGCUGGGGAAGAAGACUAUAAAACCGCUAUCGUGGAUCUCCAUCUGGUGCCCGGGGAAGGGCGAAGAAACUACACUGGCUUCUUCACAAAAACCAUCCUCUAUUCGUUUACCUUGCUUAUAUUUCUGAUAUCAUCCGCGUUGACGCUGGCGUCAAUCAUCCUUCCAAGAUGGCUUGGUUAUUACAGUGAAACGCCCUCCGGUGAGCAGUUUUAUCUUACGUACGGCCUGACCAGACGGUGCUCGUCCGAAUCGCCAGCAUGCGACCGCUUCCCCCAAUAUCAAGACUGCCAGCCUGACAGCUCCCUGUUCGGAGGCGGCAACCCCAACGGUUUCAGCAGCUCUGGGUUCAGUCAUCUCACCAGCUAUGCGAUAUCCAAUCCGACAUUCUGCUCUAUGUGGCGAUCGGUGGGGUUCUUCUUAGCUCUCGCUGUUGUACUCGAGGGAAUGACAUUUGUGGCAUAUGUGGUGAUACUGGCUGGAGGAAAACAGAUGAGAGAAACAGGCUGGAAGAUAUUGACCAUCCUUCUCGUUUUGAUUGGCCUUGUGCAGGCUGGUGGUAUGGGGCUGGUGUCAUAUCUAUUUGACAACGACGAUCGCUUCUAUCCCGGAUGGAAGCUCGACGACUCAUGGAUUCUAUGCACGGUUAGCAUGUGUCUGGUCCUGGUCAACGCGGUGGCGAUGUUCAUGAUCGCUCGACUGCUGCCAAACGAAGGCGGCUACGAGCUGAUAGCAGAGCACGAUUGA
Molecule: messenger RNA, 786 nt
Organism: Arthroderma uncinatum
Lineage: Eukaryota; Fungi; Ascomycota; Eurotiomycetes; Onygenales; Arthrodermataceae
Exons: 5
Coding region: 1-786 (261 amino acids)
Source: RefSeq, a predicted model, not a curated record